Aureobasidium musti is the source of this 521-nucleotide messenger RNA. NCBI's taxonomy places the organism in Eukaryota, Fungi, Ascomycota, Dothideomycetes, Dothideales, Saccotheciaceae. The record is from the annotation of a GenBank genome assembly.
UUGUAACUAUGUCCAACCAACCCACCAUCAGUCAUGCGACCCGCGAAGACUACGAAAAGGCCCUCUCGUCAUGUCAUGCAACCGAGGAGUCUCUAGCAUCAACUCUUUGCUUCGCACCUUCUCGAGGCGAACCCCCAUCUGGACCCGGCUAUGCCAAAGUUCUCUUGAUCCGUACGCCAAGUGAUGAAGUGGCUGGUAUGGGAUUGUACUUUAACAACUAUUCUACUUGGUGGGCAGCACCUGGAGUCUACCUUGAAGAUCUGUUCGUGCUUCCUGAACACCGCAACAAAGGCUACGGUAAGCUUCUCAUCGGAGCAUUGGCAAAGGNNGAAGUCAAGAGGAUUGGCGGCAAGAGGCUGGAAUGGUGUUGUCUGAAGUGGAACAAGCCAUCUUUGGACUUCUACAAGAUGUUGGGAGCCCAGCAGAUGGAAGAUUGGGUUACAUUGAGAGCAGAUGGAGAAGCGCUGGACAAGCUGGCAGGUUCUGCUGACAAGGCUGCCAAUGUACAGGUGGAUGGCAAA